AUGAAUCCUCUCAACAAGAUCAUUUUCCUUCUGGCGUUCUUAGCGUCAGGGUUCCUUCUCAUCCUCUUGUCAUGCGCUCUCUACGACAGUUACAAGACAUUAUGGGUGAUACUAAUCUUCCUCCUAGCACCAUUGCCGAACAUCGUAGCGUCGUCAAUAGAUGCUUCUCGAGACAAUUUCCUAACUUUCAAUAAUAACGACGGCAAUGCCCCUUCACCUGUUCAAGAGUUCUGCAAGCUGUUGACAGGAUUUUUCAUUGUCAGUGGGAUCUCAUUGCCGUUGACGUUUUACCAUUCGAGAUUGAUUGAAUUGGGUGCCAUGGUGAUGAGUAUAACGGGAGGGUUGAUCGUGUAUGUAGACAUUGUUGUAUUUAUCUGGUUUUUCAGCGAAGAUGAGGACGAAAAUGACGAUUUCAACUUCUAG
Messenger RNA from Scheffersomyces stipitis CBS 6054, 423 nucleotides. RefSeq lists its product as uncharacterized. Lineage: Eukaryota; Fungi; Ascomycota; Pichiomycetes; Serinales; Debaryomycetaceae. Bases 1 to 423 code for a protein of 140 amino acids. Gene Ontology annotation, biological process: late endosome to vacuole transport via multivesicular body sorting pathway. The transcript has a single exon. Gene Ontology annotation, cellular component: endosome; Vps55/Vps68 complex. The record is from RefSeq and is a predicted model, not a curated record.